Molecule: messenger RNA, 1257 nt
Organism: Trametes versicolor FP-101664 SS1
Lineage: Eukaryota; Fungi; Basidiomycota; Agaricomycetes; Polyporales; Polyporaceae
Exons: 5
Coding region: 1-1257 (418 amino acids)
Source: RefSeq, a predicted model, not a curated record
AUGGAGGAAGGAUUCGUGACGGGUGCAGAUGAAGACGUGGAAAUGCUCGUGAUCGUGCCGCUGGCUGUGGUGCUGGAAGAUAUGCCAGAGGAUGAGGAUGUGGAUGAAGCAGAGGAUGAUACAGAGGCGGAAGAUGAGCUCGAAGACAUGGAAGCAGAAGACGAUGACAAAGAGGACGACGAAGAUGAGAACGUCGUAGAGGAUGAGGAUGAGGACGAGGAUGAGAAGGAAGACGUGGAGGAUGACCUAGAGGUGGUGGAUGAGGACGUGGAUGAGGAUGAGGACGUAGAGGAAACGGUAGUGGAUGAGGAAGUAGACGUGGAUGAGGUAGAACUUGAGGUGGAGGAAGACCUCAAAGUAUUAAAAGACGUGACAGACGACGAAGUCGACGACCGCGAGGUAGACGAGACAGUUCGCGAGGUACUCCUGGAUGUAGCUGACGAAGACAACGGAAUUGAAGUUGAGGACGUUCGGACCGGGGUGGUCCUGGAGGCACUACAGACCAAUAUAUGGUGGGGCCCGACGAUACCGACGUGGAAGUUGGCGGUGCCGAAGUCGAGCUUGCACUUGAAACAGACUGCUCAGUGGUGGUCGACUGAUGAGAGCGAGGUCACAGAGAUGGUCGUCGGAACAGUUGUCAAUGUCGGAAAUGAGAUAGACGUCGGGACAGACGUCGGCAAGCUUACCGAAAUCGAGGGCACGCUCGUCGACUACAAAAAACCACAGGAUGUGAGCGGGGCAUUUAUCGAGAAAUGUGCCAAGAAACGCACCAGGGAGACGCUCGCGGACGCAGAGCCCGCCGUGGUCGUGUCCAUCGACACCGCGGUGGGAGUACCCGCCGGCGAACUUGCCGACGACGCAGAACCGGAGUCCGUGGGGUCCUGCGAGGCGGGAGCCGAACUAGAGGCCGCACUGCUUGGGAGCGUGACCGACGCUGACGCGUCCGUCCCAGAGCUCGCUGCACUCGUCGCUGUUGACGUCGGCGACCCGCCCCCGCUGGGAAUGGUGGAGGAAGCGCCCAUUUCGGGCAAGGGAGAAGGCAAAGUGGCAGAUGCGGAAUGGCAUGCAUCGUGGCGCGAAGGAAACGGUAGAACUGCCGCUUGCACACGAGGCACGGAGGGCAAGCUGAGCAGAAAGAGCGCUGCAACUGCGGACCAGCGAACCAUCGAGCUGGGGGAGGAGGAACAUAUGAGCAUUCAUACGAAGGCAAAGGGAACCAUAACAUAUUGUCGACAACGUGGCAGUGGUGAGAAGUGA